AUGAGUAGGUCCCACAGGGAAACUAAGGGGAGGCUUUCUUUGUCUUCUGAUGAUGUGGGACGAAGCAUCGGUCAACAACUACUAUACUGUACAACCAUAACCUUCUUCUCCAACCAGUGCUCCAAAUUUGUAGGUGUCGCAGGGGUUCUUGAAGAUUAUAUUGACAGUAUCUGGAUUAUUAAGGUCUUCAGAUCGUUUGGUUGUGCACUUCCCUUCAUCCUUGUUUCAAUACUGCUAGCAACUGGUCCGAAAGCAUUUCUUAUGGCUUUAGCGCUUCCUCUUGGGCAGUCUACUUUUUCAUUUGCAAUCCAAAAGAUGCGGGGUGGGAAAGACAAGAGACCAAAGCGCAAGACCAAGACUAAGAGUAGAUCAUAUCCCCGUUCUUCAAGAACUGUCAAGCGGGUUGAAAAGAAUGCACCAACAUUUGGCGGAUGGGAUGAGCUAGACGGUUUGAGUGAGUUUGAUAUAGGAUCUUCAAGUAGUUCAGGUCAAAGUGUAGGCAAAUCAAAGAAUUCACCUCCAGAGAACGGUAGGUUGAGUAUGAGAACUGAGAAAAGUGAUACACCUUUGUUGUUGAGAUUGCUCAUCGCGGUUUUCCCAUUUUUGGCUAAGAUGCUGUAGUUAUAGGGAAAAAAAAAAUCUUGAAUCUGCAGCACUAUUUGGUGUCAUUUCCCGCAUAUUUCACUUU
Messenger RNA from Coffea arabica (coffee), 688 nucleotides. The record is from RefSeq and is a predicted model, not a curated record. NCBI's taxonomy places the organism in Eukaryota, Viridiplantae, Streptophyta, Magnoliopsida, Gentianales, Rubiaceae.